AUAAAACACAUCGGUAUAUCUGGACAAAUGAAAAAAAAUAAAAAAAGAUUCUACAUUUCAUAUAAGAUGAGAUACAAGAAACAUAAAAGAUCAUAAUAAAUAAGACGAACGUAGAUGACGCGUUCGAAGGUGUGAAUUAUGGCUUGGAUCCAUCCAUUCUAACUCAUUUCAAAAUAUUUUUUUUCUCGUUAUAUGGAAAUACUGUCAAUACCAUUCUAAAAAACUUAUAACAUAUAACAGAGUGAUUUUGUUGUGCUGCGAUACUCGUGGAAAUGGCAGUCAUUGGUGGCGUUGUAAAGAAGGAUUUCUUGAAGGAAUUCUGAAGUGAAAUUUAAUUGAUACUUAUUAAUUAAGGAUUGAAUCAAGGGUGUCAUUUUUAGUGGCUAGGAAGAAAAGGCCCCAGCAAUGGCUUCCGGGGGAGGCCCAGAGUGGAAGGAAUGGAUUCCCCUGACUCCGCUCCUAGACCAACUCCCGCAGCAAUUCCAGCGGGGGUUGGCAACAUCAGACCUUCAGCUCACUUGCCUGGCCUCCUUGCCACAGCAUCUUGUGUUGGGGACCAAUGUAGGACUGGUGUAUUUGGCUCAUCUUCCUUCUCUCAAUCUAAUGAGGCUGAAGUGUGAGAAUCCAUUAUCACCAAUAUCAAGUGUCAGUGGAGUUAGUACUGUGGAUGACAUGAUUGCAGCAGGAGCUCUCGAUGGCACGAUUACCAUUUUCCAAUUACCAAGAGUGGCAAAUGUGCAGGGUAUUAACCCAUCAAAUGCUGGCAUUCUUGGUUCAAGGGGAAUACCUGCAGUGCAGCCAACUGUGAAACGCUUUACCGUUGGAAGUAUCCACAGUUCAAGAGUAACGAGCUUGACAUGGAGCAGAAAUGGCAUGCGACUGUUUUCUGGCGAUACACAUGGUGUUGUGUCAGUGAUUGACAUUAAUUACCAAACAAAUGAGUGUACUGCCCGGGAAUUAUUGAAAGAAGAAAGUAGUAUCACUCAAUUGUCAUACUCCUAUCAGCAGUUAGCUGUAUCCACCCUAGAGAGAGCCCUGAUUUAUAAUGUAACACAAGGAAGUGUGCAGCAGGUAGGCAUGAAGCCCAGAAAACAUCCAGGCUUGUUUGGAUGUGUGUGGUCUCCUACAGUCUCAAGUGCAGACUCUGUUCUUUAUACAUCAAGACCUGGUUUACGUCUUUGGUCAGCCAAUAGUCAUGGUGAAGUCAUGCAUACACACAUAAUUAAGGAAUUGCCUGAUGUGGCUCAGAUGCAGCUUUUAAACCCUAGCCUGGAAAAGCCUAGGGAAGGCGAACGAUUUUCCUUUGGUAUAUUGUUCACACUUGGAACAUCUCACAUUGUUACUUAUAAUCCAAACUGGUUGUUUGUGAUAGACAUCAAUAAUUUAAAAGUAUCAAGCUACAGUGGACAAUUCAGACACAUAAGUGGAGUUGCUGUGUCUGAAAAGGAAAUAUUUGUAUUAGAAGGAUCAAGAAAUAUCAGCUGUAUCAGCAUUGAGAAACCUAAUAUAGGUGAGAAAGGGAAACCAUUAAAUCAAAAAGCUUCUCUUUUUCCUGAUACCCAAAACCUUUUGGGUAUUAAGUCAAAAAUCAUGACACAAGGUUCAGGCUUUCUUGACCAAAUUGCUCGCAUGAGCAGCAGCGUUGCUGCAAAAGUUCAGGAACAUGCCACACCGACAAUUGUGACAGGCCAAAAUGGCAAGUGGCCAGCAUCACAAGAUAGUCCUCAGCUAGAUCCAGUUCAGCAGAGGCCUACUUCUCUUAAAACUCAGCAGAACAAUUUUUCCUCCUCCUCCUUGAACAUUGGCCCCAGCAGGCAGGAGCUUGGCCAUCAGAGGUCUUCCUCAUCUGGAAUGAUACAGGACCCACAGCAGCGGUCCUACUCCCCAAGUCUGAUACCUCCCAGGAUGGUUCAGUCGGUCAGCAGUUUCUUCCCUUCCCUUAUCUCUUCCCAGUCCUUGGUCAAGACUUUUGGGAAAACUCCUCCACUGACUGAUGUACAUGUGCCGGGAGAGUGUGAAGUUAUUGGGGAUUUGGAGGAGAUUGUCACGAGUUAUCAGAUUGUUGCUCAAGAGGGAGCAGAUGCUGAGCCCUUAGUUAUGAGAGACAAGUCAAAGAAAAAAACCAAGAGAAGAUAUGAUGCAACACCAUCACCAGAUACCAUGAGCAUUAACAGCUACAGAUCCACACUGUCAGAUGUGAGUGAUGCUACUAGCAGUGAGCUUCCUUCCAGUCCUUCAACGGCUCUUUCUCACAGCUCUGUCUCACCGUCUCAUCGUGCAACCCCACAGGAUUUGUCCACCACACUCACUGAGUGCAGCAACUUACAGGCAGUGGAAGAUAAUGGUGGAGUAGAAGUUGAUGGUGGCAGUAGGGAGUGUAGAGAAGCUAAAGAUCACACUCAGAUUUUGGAAAAUGAGCAGGAACUUGGUGCAAAAGGAAGCAAUGACAGAGGAGAGAGCAACAGUCGUGAUACAGACUUAGAUUUAAAGAGUGUAGAUAACAGAACAUAUGAAGAUUUCAAAUCUAACAUAGAACAAAAGGAAAGUUUGUUAGCAGAGAUUCUUAAUCUUGGGUGCCUGAAGAUGGACCAUGAAAGUACAAACAAAGGGGAAAAGAAACUGUUUGAGACUGAGAGUCGCCAUGGGAUUGACAGGGAGCUUAGCUUUGAAAGUGGAGGAUGCUCAACCCCAAGCACUGUGAAGGAACAAUCCCCGGUACCGGACGGACCAGUGUAUGAGGAUUUUUUUGCUCAGUUCUAUUCAGAAAAUAGUUUUAGUUCCUUUGAGAGUGGACCAGACUCAUCUAGUCAGAAAGUACGUGAUUCCAAUGUAGAAAACAAUUUUGAUGGAAAUUCACUAGGCAGCAAUGAUGGAGGAGAGAGAAUUGAGAGUAACACCAGUGAGGAUCGGCUGAGUUGUCUGAGCUAUGGUCCUCCAUCAGGGAGUAGUCAUGUGUCUCUUCCUGGAAAUAGGUUCCAUACUGAAAGCCAAGAAAAUGGCACAAAUGAACCUAGAACUAUGAUAACAGUGACAGACUCAUCAGAAGUGGCAGAUAUAAGUUGGUCAUACUCAACAGUGGAAUUUCAAGAUAAUCAUGAGUAUGAAAAUGAGGAAAUGACAGGUGGUUGGAUAAAACAGAAAAUUCCAAGCAGUGUGUUCAGUUUGAGUGUCUCUGAGAAUACAAUAACUUUCCUGGAUGAUUGUGGUUGUUUGUACUUUAAAAAUGUCAGUAAUGAUUCGAGCAGUCAGGCUUGGAGAAAGGUAAAGUUGACUGCUAAAGUAACAGAUAUAUCGCUCUCUCCAAAUAAUUCAGUUCUUUGGAUACGUUCUGAUGGCCAUGCAUAUGCUGUUGGAUCUCCAGCCCUAGAAGUGGUUUCGCCUGCAAAGAUGUCAUUAGCUGCUCGUAAUGUGAAGCAGAUGAGCAUUGAUGAUGAAUUGGCUUGGUACAUACACGAGGAAGGACAGGUUUGUGUGCAGCUGGGAUUGAGCAGCCGAAGUCCAUGUGGAGUCGAAUACACCAUAUCAUGUAAGGAUUUCCAGCUGGUGAAGGUGGUUUGUCAUGCAAGAGUGGUAUGGGGCCUGACUGACAGAGGACAAGUAGCUUUCAGAAUAGGAGUGAGUACCCAGUCCCCAAUGGGGCAUGAAUGGGGCCUGAUGAAGAGCCAAGGAGUGAAGGUCAAGGAUCUUGCUCUGGGACCUGGGAAUUGGGGCUGGAUUGUAGACACACAGGGCAGGAUUUAUUUCCGGCCUGGUGUCUGUGCCGAAAAUCCUCAGGGAAGGGAUGCAAAGUGGUGGCAGGUUGCUACAAGUGACUACAUGAUGGAACAAACCAGUGAACUAGGAUCUGCUAUGAUAAGUUUGUCAUCAAAAGGAAUCUAUUUAGCAGAGAGAGGGAAGAACUAUGUGUACAGCCAUAGUACAGAUGUGAAAGGCCAUGUUUGGAAUGUAUUUAGUAAAGAAGUUUGGUCAACUGUAUGUGCAGAAGGUGUUUACAUGGAUCAGGGUGCCAUCUGCUGCCUGUCACCAAAGGGUCAGCUCUUCAUUGUCAACCCCAACACUUCUAAUUAUGUGCCUCUAGAUGUGGCAGACACUGAAUGUGUAGUCAGUGUAGCACAACGACCAGAAGCUAUAUGGGUCCUGACUGCUGCUGGGGAUAUCUUCAUCAGAGUUGGACUUUCUGCAAAUUCUCUUCAUGGCUCCCACUGGGAACAGCUGGAUUUGCAUCAGAUUGUAUUACUCUUUAACUGUAGAUCUAUUGAUGGGAUAUACAUCUAUGCCACCUAUCCUGUGGGACAGAAGUGGUCUGGGGUGUUGAUACUCGUGGAGGAGUGUACAUGCGACAAGGGACCCUUAACACCUCCCCCAGUUGAAUCCCUCCCACCAGCCUGGAUACAAGUAGAUCCAACUCCUCUCAAAGGGAAUGCAGUGUUCACAAAGGUUUAUGUUGGGACAAAAUUACACAUGGUUUGGGCAUUAGAUUCAAGUCGCCGUGUUUAUGUACGAGAGGCUAUCUUCCCCGAGUUACCCAUUGGCCUUUCUUGGGUGCCUGUUAUGGGUCUCCUAGCUCUUCAUCUGUCCAUCAGUGAGAACGACGUGUAUGCUCUGACCCCCAAUGGCGAGAUUUUCAGGAGAAUUGGAGUCACAGAAACUAACUACAUUGGAGACGUGUGGGAGAAGGUACCUGGGAAUCUUGCAAAGAUAUCAGUAACAACAGAUGACCGUCUCUGGGGUCUCAACAGCAGUGGGUAUCUCUGUCAACAUGAAAUGCUCACUGUAACUGAAAUGUGUCAGAAAGCAGCUUCAAGAAGUCGGGAUGUGUCAUUAGGCUCGGAAACAGAGGCUGAAGACUGGGAAAUGAUAUAACAGUUACCAAAUUUUAAAACUUGUGAUAAAUAGUUGGUAGUAUUUUUCUCUAGUGUAAAAUACUGCAAGUACAUGAUUAAACCCUCCUCUUAUAUAGUGGUACUUUUUUGUGACUGUGCUACAGUAGUAAUCUUGCAGUUUAUCAUUUUCCUAGAGUAUUAAAUGAUAUGCAAGGUUAUUUGUAUCUGGAGAAUUGCAUAUAGGAAUGAUUUUCUAUGAAAACUCUCCCAUAUAGAAGAGAAAAAAAGUCUUAGUUACAUAGUCUUCAUAAAAAUUGUAUUUAUUUUAUAUAUAUACUAUAUCUGUGUGGUUGUUCAUUUGUUAUAUGAAAUAUAGUUUACUGUAUAUAAUUAUAUUAUAAAACAAAGGUCAUUGUUAAACAACAGGUGUGUGGAGAGUUAUCUUGCUUAUAGAUCCAGCAUGGCAGUGGAAAAAAUUUGGCAUGUCAUGGAUUAAGAAUAUAAAGAACGAGAGAGGAAAUGUGACACAAUCUUUAGAUGCGAUUUAUUUCAAUCAAAUAGCUAUUAAAGAUAAUAUCUGUCAGAUAGCCAUAUAAAAAAAAAAAUGAAAGUUCAUAUA
Molecule: messenger RNA, 5442 nt
Organism: Penaeus chinensis
Lineage: Eukaryota; Metazoa; Arthropoda; Malacostraca; Decapoda; Penaeidae
Product: tectonin beta-propeller repeat-containing protein 2-like
Exons: 17
Coding region: 406-4863 (1485 amino acids)
Molecular function (GO): protein binding
Source: RefSeq, a predicted model, not a curated record